AUGGCUCCCGCCGCCAAAAGGAGCAACAGCUCCCUGCCUCAGGGCUAUGUCGAGGACAAGUCCAAGGGCCCCAUGUUGAGAUACCAAGAGUCGCUGCCCAAGCUCCCUGUGCCAAAACUCGAGGAGACAGCCGCCCGCUACGUCAAGACCCUCAAGGCCCUCCUGAGCCCUGCAGAGCUUGCCACAAGCACGAAAGCCGUCCAGGAAUUCAUCAAGCCUGGCGGUGUCGGCGAGCAGCUCCAGCAGAGACUCGUCGCCAAGCGCGAGGACCCCAAAACCAAGAACUGGAUCUACGAAUGGUGGAACGACGCGGCCUACCUCUCCUACCGCGACCCUGUUGUCCCCUACGUCAGCUACUUCUACUCCCACCGCGACGACCGGAGGCGGCGCGACCCCGCCAAGCGUGCUGCGGCCAUCUCGACCGCGGUCCUCGAGUUCAAGAAGGACGUUGACAACGGCACUUUGGAACCCGAGUACAUGAAGAAGCUCCCCAUCUGCAUGGACAGCUACAAGUGGAUGUUCAACGCCAGCAGAGUCGCCGCCAAACCCGCCGACUAUCCGGUCAAGUUUGAGGCCAAGGACCACAAGUACCUGAUUGCCGUGCGCAAGAACCAGUUCUGGAAGAUCACCUAUGAGGUAGAUGGUCAGCAGCUCAACACUUCUGAGCUGGAGGCUCAGUUUGCCAAGGUUUACGAGCUCGCCAAGCGCGCUCCCGCCGUCGGCGCUCUGACUUCCGAGAACCGUGACGUCUGGACCGAUGCGCGUGCUGUGCUUCUCGAUGCGUCGCCCAAGAACGCCGCCGCCCUUGAGGCCAUCGAGGCGUCCGCCUUCCUGGUCUGCCUCGACGACGCUGCGCCUGUGACCAACGAGGAGCGUGCCCACCAGUACUGGCACGGCGAUGGCCAGAACCGGUGGUACGACAAGCCCCUGCAGUUCAUUGUCAACGACAACGGCACUUCCGGCUUCAUGGGUGAGCACAGCAUGAUGGACGGCACUCCCACGCACCGCCUCAACGACUACGUCAACGAUGUCAUCUUCAACAACAAGCUGGACUUCAGCAACCCCUCUGUGCGAUCCAACUUGCACGACCCUGUCGCUGUCGAUUUUGAGGUGACCAAGGAGGUCGAGGCCGAAAUUGACCGUGCCGUCAAGGACUUCAACAAGGUCAUUGGCCAACACGAGCUCGCCGUGCAGGCCUACCAGGGCUAUGGCAAGGGCCUGAUCAAGAAGUUCAAGACGUCCCCCGAUGCCUACGUCCAGAUGAUCAUCCAGCUCGCCUAUUACAAGAUGUACGGCAAGAACCGGCCUACAUAUGAGUCGGCAGCUACUCGUCGGUUCCAGCUCGGCCGCACAGAGACUUGCCGGUCCGUUUCCGAGGAGAGUGUCGCUUGGUGCAAUUCUAUGUCCGAUCCUACGGUAUCGGACGAGGACAAGGUUGCGCUCUUUAAGAAUGCGACCGCUGCGCACAUUGAGUACAUCAGUGCUGCGUCUGAUGGCAAGGGUGUCGAUAGACAUCUGUUUGGCCUCAAGAAGUGUCUGAAGGAGGGCGAGGAGUUGCCCACCAUCUACAAGGACCCUGCCUUUGGCUACAGCUCCUCGUGGUUUCUUUCCACCAGUCAGCUCAGCUCCGAGUUCUUCAACGGAUACGGAUGGUCGCAAGUCAUUGACGCCGGCUUCGGUAUCGCCUACAUGAUCAACGAAAACAGCAUCAACUUCAAUGUUGUUUCCAAGGGCCUCGGCAGCGCCAAGAUGAGCCACUACCUCAAUGAAGCCGCAGGUGAGAUGCGCGAUCUGCUGGCUCCGACCCUCGAGGCUCCCAAGGCCAAGCUGUAA
Molecule: messenger RNA, 1833 nt
Organism: Microdochium trichocladiopsis
Lineage: Eukaryota; Fungi; Ascomycota; Sordariomycetes; Xylariales; Microdochiaceae
Product: acyltransferase ChoActase/COT/CPT
Exons: 3
Coding region: 1-1833 (610 amino acids)
Biological process (GO): carnitine metabolic process
Cellular component (GO): peroxisome; mitochondrion
Molecular function (GO): carnitine O-acetyltransferase activity
Source: RefSeq, a predicted model, not a curated record